GUUGUGGGGUGACCAUGGACAAGAAGCGUUAGAAUCUGCUCAUGUUUGUGUGAUAAAUGCAACAGCGACAGGAACCGAAAUACUCAAAAACUUAGUGCUGCCAGGUAUUGGUUCAUUUACAAUUGUCGAUGGGAGUCGGGUCUCUGGAGAAGAUGUUGGAAAUAAUUUCUUUCUACAAAAAAGCCAUAUUGGUCAGAAUCGUGCCCAGAGCGCCACUGAGCUUUUGCAAGAAUUGAAUAAUGAUGUUUCUGGAAACUUUGUCGAAGAGAGUCCAGAAAAACUUCUAGACAAUGACCCUUCCUUUUUUAAUCGGUUUAACUUGGUGGUUGCAACACAACUGCCAGAAAGUACGUUACUGCGCUUGGCUGAACUUCUCUGGAAUUCUAACGUUCCUCUGCUGGUCUGCAGGACUUAUGGACUGGUUGGUUAUAUGAGAGUCAUUAUUAAAGAACACACAGUUGUUGAAUCUCAUCCUGACAAUACAUUAGAAGAUCUGAGACUGGACAAACCAUUUCCAGAACUGAGGGAACACAUUCAGUCUUAUGACUUGGAUCAUAUGGACAAAAAGGACCACAGCCACACUCCAUGGAUUGUGAUUGUAGCAAAGUAUCUAACCAAAUGGUUCAACGAGAAAAGUGAUCAGUUGCCUAGGAGUUACAAAGAAAAAGAAGCGUUCAGACAACUGAUUCGGCAAGGUAUCUUAAAGAAUGAAAAUGGGACCCCAGAAGAUGAGGAAAACUUUGAAGAAGCAAUAAAAAAUGUGAACACAGCAUUAAAUACUACAGAGAUUCCAAGAUGCAUUGAAGAGAUUUUUAAUGACGACUGCUGCAUAAAUCUUACAGAGCAGUCACCCUCCUUCUGGAUUUUGGCUCGAGCUGUAAAGGAAUUUGUGGCAAAUGAGGGGCAAGGAAGCUUGCCUGUCCGGGGCACUAUUCCUGAUAUGAUAGCAGACUCCGGUAAAUUUAUCAAAUUGCAAAAUGUAUACCGUGAAAAAGCAAAGAAGGACAUUGCUGCUGUGGGUAACCAUGCUGCUAAAUUGCUACAGUCCCUAGGCAAGGCACCUGAGUCUAUUUCCGAGAGAGAAUUAAAAUUGCUUUGCAGCAACUCAGCUUUUCUCCGAGUAGUGCGGUGUAGAUCUCUGUCUGAAGAAUACGGUUUAAACACUUUUAACAAGGAUGAAAUCAUUUCCCAUAUGGAUAACCCAGACAGUGAAGUAGUGCUGUACUUGAUGCUACGGGCUGUAGAUAGAUUUUAUAAGCAGCAUGGUAGAUAUCCAGGUGUCUAUAACUAUCAGGUAGAAGAUGAUAUUGGAAAACUAAAGGCAUGCCUUACUGCUUUCUUACAAGAACAUGGGUUGUCUGUAGUGGUGAAAGAUGACUAUGUUCAUGAGUUUUGUCGCUAUGGAGCUGCUGAGCCACAUGCUAUUGCUGCCUUCAUGGGAGGAGCUGCUGCACAGGAGGUUAUCAAAGUCAUUACAGGACAGUUUGUAAUUUUUAAUAACACCUAUAUUUACAGUGGAAUGUCACAGACUUCAGCGACUUUCCAGCUGUAG
Molecule: messenger RNA, 1552 nt
Organism: Antrostomus carolinensis (chuck-will's-widow)
Lineage: Eukaryota; Metazoa; Chordata; Aves; Caprimulgiformes; Caprimulgidae
Gene: NAE1
Product: NEDD8 activating enzyme E1 subunit 1
Exons: 19
Biological process (GO): protein neddylation
Cellular component (GO): cytoplasm
Molecular function (GO): NEDD8 activating enzyme activity
Source: RefSeq, a predicted model, not a curated record